Molecule: messenger RNA, 2452 nt
Organism: Girardinichthys multiradiatus
Lineage: Eukaryota; Metazoa; Chordata; Actinopteri; Cyprinodontiformes; Goodeidae
Product: zeta-sarcoglycan-like
Exons: 8
Coding region: 84-1019 (311 amino acids)
Biological process (GO): heart contraction; cardiac muscle tissue development
Cellular component (GO): sarcolemma; sarcoglycan complex
Source: RefSeq, a predicted model, not a curated record
AGCGGUUCGCCAGCGACGCGGGACUGAAACCUUGUUUGUAACAACUUUGUGGAAAUAUGUAACAAACGGAUGAGGACGAAAAAAUGGAGCAGUCGGCUCCUCUCAAUAUAGAAAACCUCAAGAUUACCCAGGAGCAGUUUAUUCUGGCCUCGCAGUCUCUGCACCUUCAGCGACCAGGCUGUGAAGCCGUAUAUCCAGUGGGGCUGUAUGGCUGGAGAAAGAGAUGCCUCUAUUUCUUCCUGCUGCUGCUUUUGGUCACCAUGAUAGUAAACCUGGCCCUCACUGUCUGGAUUAUUAAGGUUAUGAAUUUUUCAAUGGAAGGAAUGGGAAAUCUGCAGCUGAACCAGGACGGGCUCCACCUGGAGGGAGUCAGUGAGUUUCAGCAGCCUCUGUAUGUGAGCGAGAUCCGGUCCCGAAGGGACAGUUUGUUUGUGUUGCGGUCAGAAAGGAACGUAACUCUGAAUGCCAGAAACCACCAAGGCCAGUUGACCGGUCAGCUUACUGUGGGACCUGAAGGUGUGGAGGCUCAGUGUCAGAGGCUGGAGGUGCGAAGCAGAGAUGGUGGUAGACUCCUGUUCUCUGCAGAUGAGGAAAAAGUCACAAUGACAACAGAAAAGUUUACGGUCACAGGCUCUGAGGGUGCCGUGUUUGGACACUCAGUGGAGACUCCGCUGAUCCAAGCGACGACUUCUGAGGAUUUGAGGUUGGAAUCACCAACAAGGACCCUGACCAUGGAGGCUCCGAGAGGGGUGGAAGUGAGCUCUACCAAGGGGACGCUGAAAAUCAGCAGCAGAAAAGAUCUGCAGCUGGAAUCCACAGAGGGAGAGAUACUCCUUGAUACCAACAGCAUUAGGCUUGAAAACCUCCCGCUCGGCAUCUACUCACUGUCCACCGCCGAGGCCUUCAGAAAGCAGGUUGUGUACGAGGUGUGCGUUUGCCCCAGCGGCAAGAUCUACCUUUCUCCAGCUGAGAGCGUUUCCACCUGCCAGGCUAUGAGCAGCAUCUGCCUGUGGAGCUGACCUGAGAGCAGCGUAUUUUGACCACGAACAAACCUGAAUGUAAACUCUGCAGUCUGAGAUUAGUUGAGUGGAGAUAGCAGCUUCAAACCCUGAGCUGUUAAUGUUCUUCACAGGACAGAAGUGUCUAAAAUUGCUGCCUGCAGAGGAUCAACAGAAGCUCAUACUUCACUGACGGGCUGAGGAGGAAAGUCGCAGCAGUUCUCUGAAAUCAGGAAUACGUGUAGAUCAGUUUUCACAAUCUGAUCAUAGGCAGAGAACAAAACUUUUAUUUUUCUACUUUUAGGUUUAUGGAGAUCAUUUUCAAUAUUAAAAAAUAAAUACAAGGUGCCUUCAGCUUUAAAUGGCGUCACAUUGAAACUGUCUUGUCAGUUAGACACAAAGUGAUUAAAAAAAUAAAUAAAGCAAGCACACAAUGAAAACUUUUUUUUGUCUAAUCCAAAGAUAUGUUUUAAAGGCUGUUUGGGAUCAAAGCAAAACAUGUUCUCAUUCAGUGCAUGUUGUACCUGAAUCUUAUGUUAGAAUAAGGGCUGCUUUGAAGAUGCAGAUGAAAGUUGUUUUCCCAUAUCAAAGGUAACUAUUUCUCCUUUUCUUUGCUCCAUUAACACCAAACCAUGUUUGGGAAAAUACUCAGAAGAGUCAGUUUAAUGUCAUUGCUUUUUUGUUUAGCUUAUUUACAGUUUAAUAAGAGGUACAGCUACAAUACCUUACUUACACUUACAUUCCAUACAGUGCUGUUUUUUAAGUUUUGUAAUCAUGUGCCUUUAUUUGAAGUUUUCCAAAUAGGAUAAGGGUCAGUGAAGGGGACAGUGUGCAGUAAAUAGCCCGGGCCUGGAAUCACCCCAGAAACUUAAUGUUAGCUUGCUUUUCCCAUUGUACAACCAGUUUAAAGGUGUAUUUAGAAUCCUUGUCCUGUUGAAGGUGGUCCUCCUUUAUUUUUUUUAUUAACUUUGUGCAAUGCAGCAGUACCACUGGCACUGAAACAGUCCCUCAGCAUGAUUUUGCCCCCACCAUGCUUGACAGUUGGUAAAGUCUAGAAAGAUUUGAAAGCCUCACCUUGUAUUCCCCAAAUGUUCUCCUUUUUAUUGUGGCUAAAUAUUGUAAUUUUUGUUUUAUCUGAUAACUUUUCUACAUAAGGCAUUUGGCUUGUCUAUGAACAACCAAAAAUCAGGAGCUUCUCACUUGGUUUACCACCUAUAAAUAUUUCUUUGACCCUGUAUGGAUAAUAGGUCCACAGUAAAUGUAAACUUCUGCACCCAGUGGUUGUUUUAUAACUUUAGUUGUGUAAUAAUUCCAACCUGGUAAACGAACAAAUGCACCAGUAACAGUCCGAACUUAACACAACAUUCGUUCUAUGUAGAUGUGAACCUCUGUUUGGAAAUGUCUUUAGUUUUAACUAUUUGAGAACAUACAAUAAAAUAUUACAUCUUGGCGUA